UGAUAACAAUAAUCGAUAAGUGACAUUGAGGUUAUGUUGUCUUUUUCACGGGCCUUGCAAAGAAAACGUUUGAAUUAUUAUUUAUUACAUUCUAGUAUUGUGAAUUACUAAUUUUUAAAAUGAAAAAAUUGCAAGGAUGGAGGUUUGCUGGUUUUGUUGGUGGUAUGUUGGGGGUUUUGGGACUGGCUCUAUACCCAAUCAUGAUUUACCCAAUGUACAAUACAGAUGAGUACAAGAAACUCCAGGCUAUUGGUCGUAAGAAUAUCAAUCAAGAGGAUAUACAACCUGGCGGUAUGAGAAUUUGGUCGGAUCCCUUUGGAAGGAAGUGAGCUAUGGAAUACUCCAGUCUAACAAUAUCCAUUUCAUAACAUAGAGACUUUUUCAUGAAACUAGUUGACUGUCAUAGUGAUUUUAGUUCAACUCCAGUGUUUCAGUACCUGUAAAUAUUAUGUGAAAAUUCAUUGUUUUGUUGUUUAUGUUGAUAAUACAUUAAGCUUGUAAAUAUUACAA
Molecule: messenger RNA, 510 nt
Organism: Nilaparvata lugens (brown planthopper)
Lineage: Eukaryota; Metazoa; Arthropoda; Insecta; Hemiptera; Delphacidae
Product: small integral membrane protein 20
Exons: 3
Coding region: 120-329 (69 amino acids)
Biological process (GO): mitochondrial respiratory chain complex IV assembly
Cellular component (GO): mitochondrial inner membrane
Source: RefSeq, a predicted model, not a curated record